Messenger RNA from Blumeria graminis f. sp. triticale, 1461 nucleotides. The record is from the annotation of a GenBank genome assembly. Lineage: Eukaryota; Fungi; Ascomycota; Leotiomycetes; Helotiales; Erysiphaceae.
AUGACGGACGACGUGCAAAUGGAACAGAUGGCGCCUCUCGUGCCACCCGAACUGGCUCGGCACCAACUCUCUCCCUCGCCCACCACAAUACCACCAGAGCCUCCAACUAUUGUCAUGGGCCCGGCUAUUCACGUCUUCAAGUGGUGUUGGGAUCUCGUGAGGCCUGCCUUGCUGACAACCGGUCCACGACGAAAGCUAGGGCCUACUGCCUACCUCGACGGCUUGCGAGGCUGGGCCGCCUUCAUGGUCUACUGGCAACACCACCAAGUUUGGGCUCGCGUCGGAAUUUCUGCCGAACACAUCUUUGAGAACUCCUGGGGAUGGGACAAUCGCUACUACUUUUGCGCUUUUCCUUUCAUCCGAAGCCUCUUUACUGGCGGCCACUGUGCCGUCGCUGUCUUCUUUGUCAUAUCCGGUCGCUUGAACGAGAGUCUCUCCUCGGCACUAUUUCGCCGCUGGCUGCGCCUUUACAUUCCCUGCAUCUGCACGACCUUUCUCUACCUGACCAUGUGGCACAUGUUUGAUAUUUGGACUGCCUACCCCAAACACCAGUCAACCUGGACCGAUGAAGUGUGGAAUUGGUACGUGGAACUCAAAGGAUUUAGCUUCGUCUACCGCUCGACGGGCCCAACUGCCCCGCCAUGGCUCACCUAUAAUUUCCAUCUAUGGUCCAUCCCCGUCGAAUUCAGAGGAUCCAUCCUCAUCUACACAUCCAUGUUUGCCUUCACCCGCUGCACACGAAGCGCACGUAACUGCCUGAUGCUCAUUCUAAUCUUCUACUUUAUAUAUAUUGUCGACACCGCUCACUACGCCAUGUUCACUGUAGGCAUGCUCUACUCGGACCUCGACUUGCAGGAGAAGGCCGGUGAUUUGCCCAAAAUAUUCUAUAGAGCUAGAGACUUCUUAGGUCGUUCUCGGAAGCUAUUCUGGUACCUCAUCUUUGGAAUUGGCAUGUACCUCAGCGGUGUACCAUCUCUCCACAAUGAUAUACCAUCGCUACGAAGAUCGCCUGGAUGGCACUACCUAUCUUACCUGACUCCCGAAACAACGUUGGACUUUAAAUGGUUCUACCUAUUCUGGGCAUCGGCAUUUCUUGUCAUUUCCAUUCCUAGGAUCCCGUGGCUAAAAGCAUUCUUUGAAACUAGAUUCUGUCAGUAUCUCGGCCGCAUUUCGUUUGCUCUCUACCUCGUGCACGGACCAGUGCUCUGGACCCUGGGUGAUCGCGUCUACCUGGCCGUAGGUUGGACCCGGACUGAUAAUAUUGAAGGGCUCAAGAGCUGGUUAAACCUGUACCCUAUCUCGCGUGCUGGACCUUUAGGCAUGGAACUUCGCUUCAUAAUUCCUCAUCUCUUCAUACUCCUUCCUUUUACAUUAUGGCUGGCAGAAAUCGUAACCAAGCUCUUUGACGAACCUAGUGUACGCAUAUCUCAAUGGUGUUACCGUAAAACUCUGUCGUCCUGA